Heterotrigona itama is the source of this 1872-nucleotide messenger RNA. NCBI's taxonomy places the organism in Eukaryota, Metazoa, Arthropoda, Insecta, Hymenoptera, Apidae. The record is from the annotation of a GenBank genome assembly.
AUGAACAAUGAAGAACAUCAUCCAAAACUUAGCACCCUAGUUUUUAAAAAUUUUAACCAUUCAAUAUUUUUAAAAAAUGAAAUAAGUAGAGAACAUGUUUCGAUACUAAAAACUAAAUUGGUUCUUACUACUAUUUUUAAGGAAUUUCAUUAUAAUUCAAAUUUUAACUAUAACUAUAACUAUAACUAUAACUAUAAACACAUUUUCAUUUUGACAAAUUUGUUAAUUAGUAUAAUACACGUGACUAAGGGAAAAAAGACACCAAUAUUUUACUAACAAUUUUUAUUUUAUUUUUUUUUUUUAAGUAUCAGAAUAAUCUUAAAGAUAAAAAACUGUGGUUGAGAAUAACGAACCUGAUGAAGGCUUUAGAUUAUGCACCACCAAAUUUAACACAAACUGACAAACUUGUCGAGGAUUAUAACGCAGAGGGACAAUUUGAAAACUAAUGGCACCUAAACGAAAUAAAAAAGAAUGCAAGAACUCGUUGAAGAAGGGAUUAUAAUGGCACUUAUUUUUAGUCAAUGAAAAUAAUAUAAUUAAAGAAACGAAUACAAUUUAUAAGAAGUAACAUACUAAAAAUAUUUUAAAUACAAUUUUGAUCAUUACAAUUUAAAAAAUUUGAAUUAAUCUUUUAAUUUAUUUGAAACUUGUUAAUUAAAAAUAAACAUAUCUAUAUUUUCUACCUGAUUAAUAAUGUAAUAAACAAACUCAUACAUUUUACAAGUCAUUUCCCUUUUUGUUAUUAAAAAUUUAAUUCUAUUGCUUUUUUUUUCAUUUUAUUUAAUAUUUAAAUCUCAAAUCUUUCAGCCAAUUUAUGUCACAAAAGAUAAAACAUAAAGCAAGCAUGUAACAAAAUUAUAUAAUAAUAAAAAAAAGAAACGUGCAAUAAAUAAUUUUUUAGUAAAUAUAUGCAAAUAAAUUAUAUAAACUAUAAAGUAACAUAACAUUGCUUGACUAAAGAGAAAUAAAUAUACAUAGCCUAUCUUUUAAUAUUAUAAUAUUUAGAAUAUUAUAAACGAUUGUUUUCUGUUUUCUUUUUCUCUUCUUUCUAAAUCAACAGCUCUCGAAAUAUUUAAGUAUACAACUUUUUUUUUCUCUGUAUACAUAUAUAUCAAUCUCCAAUAUACAACUAAUUGCUAUAGCCAAUUAUAAAAAUAUUAUUCGAGCGCAACAUCUGAACAGAUAUCAAUAUUCUAUUGUCGUAGAAUUUGAUAUAAAAUAUCAAGAAAUACGAAUUAUGGGUUUGUUGAUUUCUAUGUAUUAUAAAAGCACUGUGUGAACUUUUAGUGCAAUCCUUUGCGAUUUUUUAUUAUUUUUCUUUUUUAAUAAAAUGAAAAUAAAAAUUGGAUAUUUAACUACAAUAAUAUUAAUCUUUAUUUUUUUUAUGAUACUAUGAUAUUAAAAAGUAAAAAAAAAAGAAAGAAAUAAAUAAAAAAGAAAAGAAAAAUGUAUUUUUUGUCCAGAACCUGAUAAUAACCAAUGUCUGAUGAAUAUCUAGCAAAUUUUACUAAAAAUUAAUACAUUAUCCAAAAUAUUUCAAAGAAAACUCUCUUCUCUUAAUAAUCUAAUAAUUAAUGCAAAAAAUAAUCAAAUGUAAAGCCACAAAGGAUUCGUUUAAAUAACAUUAUCAGUUGUGCGCAAAUAGUAUCAUUUAGUCAUAAUAAUGAUUCGAAAAUGGGUUACUUCAAAAAAUGUCUUUCAGGAAAAAUUUCAAAACAUUAACGUUUUCUAACAUUGACAAACCAAUCAGUUAAUCUCUUAACGCACCAAUUAAAAAUUAAAAAGCGGUCGUUUUUCCACCAAUUUUUUUAUCCUCUAUUUUCUCAAAAUACAAAAGAACAUUAACAGAUCUUGAAAAAAAAAAAAAAAACA